Molecule: messenger RNA, 2010 nt
Organism: Apodemus sylvaticus (European woodmouse)
Lineage: Eukaryota; Metazoa; Chordata; Mammalia; Rodentia; Muridae
Product: NACHT, LRR and PYD domains-containing protein 5-like
Exons: 6
Biological process (GO): regulation of inflammatory response
Cellular component (GO): mitochondrion; cytosol; subcortical maternal complex
Source: RefSeq, a predicted model, not a curated record
AUGACUUUUUCAGAAAGUAAAUCAAUCCUGAAGGAACAUGGAUCAGAAGAGGAACAGAUAUCAGAAAGCACAAUGAGUCUUUCUGAAAAAGACAGUAAAGCAACUCUUAAAGACCAAGGACCAGUGGAGGAACAGACACCAGAAAGCACAAUGACUCCUCCAGAAAAAGAUGAUAAAAUCCUAAAAUACCAAGGACCAGACUGGAAAUGGACAUCAGAAGCCUUACAAACUGAGGAAGAAGAUGCAAUGAGAAAGGCAAGUAAACAACAUGGAGGUAACCUACAAGACUACAAAGCUCACAGGAUAGCUAAAUUUGACAGAAGUGUGGAUCUACACUAUGACAGCCCAGAGAUGAAAGUAUUGUCUGAUGCUUUUAAACUACAACAGAAAACCUUCAGGCCUCACACCAUUAUCCUACAUGGACGACCAGGAGUUGGGAAGUCAGCUUUGGCCAGGAGUAUUGUUCUGGGAUGGGCACAUCGUAAACUUUACCAAGACCUGUCCUAUGUCUUCUUCUCUAGAAGAGAAAGAAAGUGGACAGAAAAGAGCAGUUUGGCACAGCUGAUUGCCAAGGGGUGGCCAGACUACUGGGCUCCAGUGACAAAGAUUAUGUCCUACCCAGAAAGACUCCUCUUUGUCACAGAUGGUUUGGAUGAUGUGCACACUGUCCUCCAACUUGACAAUAUGAUACCCUGCAGAGACUGGAAGGAUGAACAGCCCAUAUACAUCCUAAUGUACAGCCUCUUAAGGAAGGCCCUCCGACCCCAGUCCUUUCUCAUCAUUACCACCAGAAACACUGGCUUAGAAAAGCUCAAGUUGAUGGCGGUGUCAACCCUCUAUAUACUGGUCAAAGGGUUGACUGCAUUAAGGAGAUCUCAGCUGAUCCUCGAGAACAUCUCUGAUGACUCUCAGAGAAUGCAAGUCUUUCACUCAGUGAUAGAGAAUCACCGGCUAUUUGACCAAUGCCAGGCCUCCUCUGUGUGCUCACUGGUCUGUGAAGCUCUACAGCUGCAGAAGGAGCUGGGAAACAGAUGCACUCUACCUUGCCAAACUCUCACUGGUUUGUAUGCCUCAUUAGUGUUCCAUAAGCUUACCUUGAAAAGGCCUUCCCAGGGCACACUCAGUCAUGAAGAGCAAAUUACCCUCAUGGUUUUAUGAAGGAUGGCCACUGAGGGAGUGUGGAUCAUGAGGUUAGUGUUCUAUGAUGAUGACCUGAAGGCCUACAGCCUAAAGGAGUCUGAGAUCUUGGCCCUCUUUCACAUGAACAUCCUUCUCCAGGAUGGCCACAGCAGUGAGAAAUGUUAUAUUUUCUUUCACAUCAGCCUGCAGGAUUUCUUUGCUGCCCUAUAUUAUAUUUUAGAAGGGCUGGGGAAAUGGAAUCAGCAUUUUUCCUUUAUUAAAAUCCAAAUGAGCAUCACGGAGGUGAAGAGAUCCGAUAUCACUCACCUCCUAGGGAUGAGACGCUUCUUAUUUGGCCUCAUGAACAAGGGUAUCUUGAAAACUCUCGAGGUUUUGUUUGGAUGUCCCAUAACUCCGACCAUUAAGCAGAAGCUGGAACACUGGGUUUCUCUGAUAGAUAAGCAGGUCAAUGACACCAGCCCGAUGGACACCCUGGAUGCCUUCUAUUCUCUCUUUGAGUCUCAGUCUGAAGAGUUUGUUCAUAUGGCUCUCAGUGGCUUUCAAGAAGUGUGGCUUCUGGUUAACCAGAAGAUGGACUUGAUUGUAUCUUCCUACUGUCUCCAGCACUGUCAGAACUUGAAGGCAAUCCAGGUGGAUAUCAGAGACCUUUUAUCAAUGGAUAAUACUCUUGAACUGUGCCCUGUUGUUUCUCUCUCAGAGACUCAAUGUAAGGCCAUCCUCAUAGAGUGGUGGGGAAACUUCUGUGUGCUGAGCACCCACCCUAACUUGAAGGAGCUGGACUUUGGCGACAGUGUCUUGGGCAGAUGGGCCAUGAAUGUACUCUGCCUCAAGCUGAGGAAUUCUUCCUGCAGUAUAGAGAAGCUGACAUAA